GAUUAUUGCUCCACAGCGCGUAUUACGUUCUUCUGCAGGUUCGUUAUGGGUGUUUUCAGAACUGUAUCGUCUGAAUAAUCAUCAAGCAUAUGGUGACAAAUUAGUAAUUGAAUCCAUUCGUCUGGUUUUUAUUAUUUCCUGAAUUAUGCUAUCCACGAAAAAUUUGUCAAGGCGCAAAUUGCUUUUCUUGGGAUUGUAUUUUGUGUUCAUUGUGACAAAAAUUGGUUCACGUUAUUUCCGUGCAGCUAGUUCAAGCUCCCUGAACUAUGAAAAGCAUUUAUUAAAUCCAACCGUAACUUUUGAUUCAUCAGUUGACCAAAAUGGCGAAAGAGGUUCUUGGAUGAACAGGAAGUUGUUGGGAAUACAAGUUGUGCGUCCACACCCAUCGUUAAAUUGUACGCCUUUAGCAAUCGAAAAUUUUCCACGGGACAUUUUUACGCAGUCCCAAAGGCAAUAUGGAGCCGUUAUAAUCCAUCUGGUUGUCUCAAUUUAUAUGUUCAUUGGUCUGGCAUUACUUUGUGAUGACUACUUCAUUCCUUGUCUGGAGAGAAUUUGUAAAGUAUUGCACCUUCAGCCUGAUGUCGCUGGAGCAACGUUUAUGGCUGCUGGAAGUUCUGCUCCCGAGUUGGCAACUACCUUGGUUGGAGUAUUUAUUGCAAAAGAUGAUAUCGGCCUUGGAGCUGUUGUGGGUUCUGCUGACUUCAACAUAAUGUUGGUUGUCAGUGUUAGUGCGCUAUUCGCAAAACAGGUGAUUUAUCUUAAUUGGUGGCCAUUAGUACGUGAUUCCGCUGUUUAUCUGUUAUCUAUCAUACUCUUGGCAUUAGUUAUUUAUGACGAAUUAGUCUAUUGGUAUGAAUCAGGAAUACUUAUUAUUGUCUAUGGAUUAUAUGUAUUAUUAAUGUAUUAUAAUCCACGUAUUGAUGCAUUUUGGCGUGUUUGGUGUCGUGAACAUCCAACAUUUUGUCCACGUGCAAUCCAUGCAGAUCAAGGAAUCCCUGAUCAGAUUCAACAACACAGUGACUAUACAACAGAGAAAUUUGAAAUUAUUACUGGCGGUAUGGUCGACCAACAACCACAUUGUGACACUAACACUGGCAAAUUAGAUGAUGUUGAAACACAAGUUCGUUCAGGUGAUUCUAUUGAAUCAUGGUUUGAUACUUGUUUUGCACCGCUCAAAUUACCUAGUCGUGAAGGUGUACGCGGUAAAAUACGUUAUGCAUUUUGUGCAUUUUUAUGGCCAUUACGUUGUGCUUUAUGCUUAACUAUACCAGAUGUACGUAAAACAAGGUGGCAACAAAUACCAGCUUCUCAUUGGCUAUCUUUUUUGAUGUGUUGUUUUUGGAUUGGUAUAUUCACUGUGAUCAUGAUGUGGAUGAUUACAGUAAUUGGUGUUACACUUCAUAUACCAGAUACUGUAAUGGGAUUAACAUUUAUUGCAGCUGGUUCUAGUGUACCAGAUGCAAUUGCUUCAGUAAUUGUUGUUCGUGAAGGUGAAGGUGAUAUGGCUGUAUCAAAUGCUGUAGGAAGUAAUGUAUUUGACAUAUUAAUUUGUAUGGGAUUACCAUGGUUAAUGAAAUCAAUAAUUUCUCAAUCACCGAUUAUCAUCUAUUCUAGAGGUUUACUAUAUUCAACAUUAACCUUAUUCUCAACCGUGAUUUAUCUUUUAAUGGCAACCCAUAUCAAUCGUUGGCGUUUAACUAAAACUUAUGGUUAUGCAUUAUUGAUUGGUUAUAUAAUUGUACUUGUAUUUUGUAGUUUAUAUGAAUUAAAUUAUUUUGGGACAGUUCAUUUACCAUCAUGUCCACUAAAUGAAUGAAUGUGAACUAUCCAUCCAUCCAUCCAUACACACACACACACACUCACAUAUGCAUAUAUAUACCCAUAUCAUAUUUAAGGUUAUCUACAUAGACGACAUUUCCUCAAAUGAAUAUAUGAGACGCUUUAUACUACUAUUACCAUGAUUAUUAGUAGUAGUUUAUUGUUUUGAAUUUUAUUUCAUUCUCUCAUGUUUUGUUUUUCCUCAUUUGUCUACUUAAUUACAAAUAUAGUAGUAUAAUAAUCAAGAGUUAUGUUUUACUCUGUUUCCGCAUUUUGUUGAAUGCUAUCCUUUUAUUCAAUAAUGAAUUAUUAUCCCAAAGAAAAACUCUAUAAUGCAUAAUCAAAUUGUUCUUUUAUUUAUUUGUAAACAUAAACAUUUAGUAACCAUCCUUAUUUUAAUUGUCGAUUAAACUUUUGUCAAACAUUCUGUUGUCAAUGGUCCCUUUGCUUUUCUUCUAUUUCUCGCCAGCUUUCUCUCCCUAUGUCUGUUAUUGUAUUGAGGUUAACUAUGGUCAUUGUCAUGUUAUUAUUAUUGAUUUUUCAGUUGCUUUUUUUUAAUAUUUAUUUCAAAAAGCAUUUUAAUUGGGAUUUUUACUUUAUCAAAUGUUAUGGGUCGAAAUAUAUAUACUUUUUUCUAUGGUAUAUGAUUUACUUAUUUGUUACUUGGGAUUAAUCUAACUAAACAGAGGGGAAAUUUAAGCGGUGGGAAUUGGUUAGUGGAGUAUAGAUCGUCCACCCGAACUCUCUAUCCAACCUUGUCCUGAACAGUCGUUUACAUAUCUGCUUCCAUUUCCCGACGUAGUGUGUUAUUUGGUUUUCCUCUUAUCUGUUUCGUUUCAAGAUUCUAAGUUAGUGCAUACCUCGUGAUUUCCUUGAUGUAUGUCCUAUGCACUUCGAACGUCUUUUCCUAGUUUCCUCUUUAGCUGGAACGUGGUUUGUCCUUUCCCACAGUAGGCUGUUGCCGAUGGUAUCUGGAAAACGGAUAUUGAGUAUCUUGUAUGAACGAUUGCCUAUAAAUACUUGUACCUUCUUGAUAAUGGUUGUGGUAAUUCUCUACGUUUCACCUCCGUACAGUAAGGCUGUCUCGACGUUUGUAUUGAAGAUUCUCACUUUGAUAUUGGUUGACAGUUGUUUUGAAUUCUAUAUGUUCUUCAACUGUAGGGACGCUGUGUUUGUUUUCCCAAUCCUCGCCUUUACGUCUACAUCCGAUCCUCCUUGUUCAUUAAUCAUGCUUGAGAUAAGAUGGUGGUCAACAGGAUCGAAUUCGUCAGGGAGCA
Schistosoma rodhaini is the source of this 3095-nucleotide messenger RNA. The record is from the annotation of a GenBank genome assembly. NCBI's taxonomy places the organism in Eukaryota, Metazoa, Platyhelminthes, Trematoda, Strigeidida, Schistosomatidae.